Molecule: messenger RNA, 5106 nt
Organism: Fundulus heteroclitus (mummichog)
Lineage: Eukaryota; Metazoa; Chordata; Actinopteri; Cyprinodontiformes; Fundulidae
Exons: 2
Coding region: 1062-3956 (964 amino acids)
Biological process (GO): DNA integration
Molecular function (GO): nucleic acid binding
Source: RefSeq, a predicted model, not a curated record
GUGGAAGGAAGAAAAUUCAUUCCACCAAAUAUCCUUGAUUUUAUAUUUUCAUUAAUUUUUUUUUGAUUUUCCGUUUUAUGUUAGAAUUAUUAUUAGAAUAAUUAUUAUGUUAGAAUUAUUAUUUUAAAGAAAAAUACUCUGUAUAAUAAUUUUCGGAAAGUUUAGUUUUAUUUUUGCGGGUAUAACUGGUGACGUCACUUCCUCCUUCACCAGACCGUUCAUGGCUGUUACGGAGGAAGGUGAGUUUUCACGGAGCUCUUGUUAGAUUGUUGGUUAGAAGUUCGAGUGUAAUGAAAAAUGUUACACAGCCUUUAAAGCUAACAUGUUUGUGAGUUGUUUAACGGUGAAUGGAAUGUUUUUUUAUGGAGUGAAAGAGUUUUACUGUCGCAGCAUUUCUGUGAAUGAGCCGACCGUUUUUCCCGCGCAAUGCUACAUUUUUUUUGCUCCCUUUGUCAUGGGCAGGUGGGCUGAUGUCGGCUGGGUAUGAUAUUUGCUGCUGAACAGUUUUCAUAUCACUCUGUACAGGUAUGUUGUUGUUUUAUUUAUUUAUUGAACUUUUUUGUUCAAUGUCGGAGUUUUAUACUUUUUUUUAUUUUUCACAAUGUACAAGUUUUUUUUAUACAUUACUUAUUGUGGAGGUUUGCUGGUGGCGUGUUUCUGUUAUCUUCAUUUGUUUCAUCUUGAUUUAAAAUAUGUAAUAAUUCAGACCAGACCGUUCAUGGCUGUUACGGAGGAAGGUGGGCUGAUGUCGGCUGGGUAUGAUAUUUGCUGCUGAACAGUUUUCAUAUCACUCUGUACAGAAUAAAUACGCCAUCAGUAGGCUGACCUGGAAUGCCUGAGCGGUGGUCACUACACAACGCAGAGUCAAACAAGUAGCACGCCUGAGGCCGGCUACAUUGGUGCCGUGACGAUCCGGAUUCAUCUUGGAUCAACAACAGCUUGGUCACCGAGGGCUGCUGAUCAUCACCAAGAGUGAGGAGGAGGCUUUGCAGAGGUUGGAGGUUGUCUUUCAGCGGCUGCGAGAGCAUAACUUGAAGCUGAGUCCCAAGAAGUGCCACCUCAUGCGAGCUUCUGUGAAGUUUCUGGGCCACGUCAUUGAUGGAAAUGGUGUGGCUGUGGAUCCAUCAAAAGUUGAGGUGAUAUCCAAAAUGUUGACGUCCGAUUUGAUGGAAGAUGAUGGAUGUACACCUUCUGUUCGACGGAUUAAAUCUUUUCUGGGGAUGGUAUUCUAUUACCAGCACUUCCUCCCCAAUUGCUCUUCUUUGGCUAAACCACUCUUUGCUCUUACUGCUGGACAGAGAAGAAGGGGAAAGGCGAGAGCAAAUGCGGGGACCUAUAGGAAGCUUAAACCAGAUGACUGGACACAGGAAUGCGACUCAGCUUUUAAUAAGCUGAAAGAAAGUCUGAUGGACUGUGUGGUUCUUGCUCACCCUGACUUCUCACGUCCUUUAAUCUUGUCCAUCGAUGCUUCCCUAGAUGGACUUGGUGCUGUGUUGUCACAGAUACCAGAGGGUGAAAGCAAAGCGAGACCCAUAGCUUUCGCGAGUAAGACACUAAGUGGAUCUCAGAGACGAUAUCCAGCCCACCGACUUGAAUUUCUAGCUUUGAAGUGGAGUGUUUGCGAGAAAUUUAGCCAUUGGCUAAAGGGCAACACUUUCACAGUAUGGACAGAUAACAAUCCAUUAACAUAUAUUAUGACAAAGCCAAAGCUUGAUGCUUGCGAACAGCGCUGGGUUGCCAAACUUGCUCCAUACACGUUCGAUUUAAAGCAUAUCCCAGGCACCAAGAAUGUUGUGGCAGACGCUCUCAGCAGAGAUCCAUUUGCCAAAACAGUUGGUCAUAGGCUCAUCACUGAGUGUUAUGAUGAUCUUCUUGUUGAGUCUGAUGGGGUUGGUGAACAGGGGAUUCAAGACGUCUUCCGUCUUAAAGUCCAGUGUCACUGUGUAGGAGGAGCAGCACAAUUCAAUGCUGCUAAGUCUCACUCACUUCAUUCCCCAGGUCAUACAGCUAUAAAAGCCAUCAUUGAUGUACAUGACCGGUGGAAUGUGUCUACAGAGGCUAGGGCAGUUCAGUUAGUCCAGACUGUCCAACAGGUUGCCACAACAGGACUGGAGCCAUUACCUGCUUUUUCCCUGGAAGAGCUCCAACGCAACCAAGAACAAGACCUCAGUAUUUCUAAAAUACUGCCGUUUGUGAGCCGGAAAAGAAGGCCAUCCAGAAGAGAAAGAGAGGGUUUUGACCCUGGAGCUCUUGUUCUUUUAAAACAAUGGGAGAGACUCAAGGUUCUUGAUGGGGUUCUUUACAGAGUAAUCAAAGACCCUUUAAGCAAACAAAGGAGACAUCAGUUUGUUCUACCCAAAUGUCUGGAAGAGAAAGCUUUGUGCGGGGUGCAUGACUUAGCUGGCCAUCAAGGUCAGGCACGGACAAUCUAUCUGGCGAGACAGCGCUUCUUCUGGCCAAAGAUGGAACAUCACAUCAGAAACUAUGUAAAGUGUUGUCAGAGAUGUAUACUGGCUAAGACACCAGAGCCUUCAGCCAGAGCCCCACUUGAAAGCAUCAGGACAUCUGCUCCAAUGGAACUGGUGUGUUUGGACUUCUGGAGCGCAGAAAACAACCGACAGCAAUCUGUGGAUGUUCUUGUGGUCACAGACCACUUUACAAAGUUGGCUCAUGCCUUCCCAUGUGCAAACCAAACAGCAAAACAAGUUGCAAGGAAGCUAUGGGACCAUGUCUUCUGUGUGUAUGGGUUCCCAGAGAGGAUUCACACUGAUCAGGGGGCCAACUUUGAGAGUGAGCUUAUCACAGAGUUAUUAAAGCUGUCUGGCGUAUCCAAGUCGCAUACCACUGCAUAUCAUCCCAUGGGAAAUGGUGGGACCGAAAGGUUUAACAGGACUCUGGGGAGUAUGCUCCGUUCACUACCUCUCAAAGAAAAAGCCAAAUGGCCCCAGCAAAUACAGGCAUUGACACUCGCAUACAAUGCGACAGUACAUGAGACGACCGGUUAUGCUCCUUUUCAUCUCAUGUUUGGCCGUGUCCCGAGACUACCAGUUGAUGUCAUGUUUCAACAGGUCCUGCAUGAUCCAGUGGUGGUUGAUUACAGCAGUUAUGCCAGGACACUAAUGUCCUAUUUGAAAGAGGCGGCAUGUAUUGCUCAAAAACAUACCAUGAAGGAACAGGAUAAGCAGGCCAGGGAAUACAACAAAAAGAUCAAGGGAUUUCAGCUGAACAAAGGAGAUAGAGUCCUCCUUGCUAAUAAAGGGGAGAGAGGGAAGAAGAAGCUGGCCGACAAGUGGGAGUCAAAAGUCUACAGAGUCAUAGACAAGGACCCCAAGACACACAUCUACAAGUUGGAGGGUGAAAAAGGGGAAACAAAAGUAGUGCACCGAAACCUCAUCUUGGAUGUCAGUUUCUUGCCGGUUCAGUCAGCAGAUGAUGACAGGAACGAGACAAUGUGCAAUUUUGAUGAGACUGGGGACCUGUCUUCUAUACUAGGAGUCUUGGGUACAGCGGAGGAUGAGGAUUCAGGAGACACAACCAAUGCAGAGAUACCCAGUGAAACGAGCGAUAUCAGCAUUUUUGUUCCAGAGCAAGGGCGGCCGUGCCAAGAACAGACAGCAGGUGGCAGUGGAGAGUCACUGGGCAUGGGUCAUGAAUCCUUGAACAUGCAUGAAUCUGAGAUUGAGACUCUUGACCUCACAGAGUGUGAUGGUCUAGCUGUGACCCAAGCAGAAAGCAACCCAAGAGAUGAACCUACAGAAGCAGUAGUCACAGCUGAUGGGGGUCAGGGUUCGAGUAGUGACGUCUUUGGCAGAGCAGGUGGAGUUAGGACACGAGUUGGUAGGGUUGUCAAAAAAGUUGACCGCCUGAUAGAGUCUAUGACUCAGAAGCCAUUUAGUAUCGGGCAGUUUACCGGCUCAGUUCGCAGAAGAUCACAGUCUCUACUUACACUGUUUUAGUAAGGAUGAUUGUUUAUUUUCUUUUCUGGUUCCAUUUGUGAGAUGUCCAUUAUUAUGGUUGCGUUGAAGCACGGGACAUAAGUAGAUGGGUGGUUUGGUGUAUUCGGCAUCAUACUGAUCCGUGAGAGUUUGAGGCUUGAUCACCCUUAAAUUUCUCUAGACCUGUGUUAACAGGUAGUUCUAUAGCUGAUAAUAAAGAUAGUAUUCUUUGGAACAUUCCCAUUCUACUUUUGUCUAAGUAUGGGUUUCCCAGUAUGGGACUGAGUUAUUUUGUUGAGCAAUCAGGAUUUUGGUGUCAUUCAGGGGGGGUGAAUGUAGCGUGGAAGGAAGAAAAUUCAUUCCACCAAAUAUCCUUGAUUUUAUAUUUUCAUUAAUUUUUUUUUGAUUUUCCGUUUUAUGUUAGAAUUAUUAUUAGAAUAAUUAUUAUGUUAGAAUUAUUAUUUUAAAGAAAAAUACUCUGUAUAAUAAUUUUCGGAAAGUUUAGUUUUAUUUUUGCGGGUAUAACUGGUGACGUCACUUCCUCCUUCACCAGACCGUUCAUGGCUGUUACGGAGGAAGGUGAGUUUUCACGGAGCUCUUGUUAGAUUGUUGGUUAGAAGUUCGAGUGUAAUGAAAAAUGUUACACAGCCUUUAAAGCUAACAUGUUUGUGAGUUGUUUAACGGUGAAUGGAAUGUUUUUUUAUGGAGUGAAAGAGUUUUACUGUCGCAGCAUUUCUGUGAAUGAGCCGACCGUUUUUCCCGCGCAAUGCUACAUUUUUUUUGCUCCCUUUGUCAUGGGCAGGUGGGCUGAUGUCGGCUGGGUAUGAUAUUUGCUGCUGAACAGUUUUCAUAUCACUCUGUACAGGUAUGUUGUUGUUUUAUUUAUUUAUUGAACUUUUUUGUUCAAUGUCGGAGUUUUAUACUUUUUUUUAUUUUUCACAAUGUACAAGUUUUUUUAUACAUUACUUAUUGUGGAGGUUUGCUGGUGGCGUGUUUCUGUUAUCUUCAUUUGUUUCAUCUUGAUUUAAAAUAUGUAAUAAUUCAGACCAGACCGUUCAUGGCUGUUACGGAGGAAGGUGGGCUGAUGUCGGCUGGGUAUGAUAUUUGCUGCUGAACAGUUUUCAUAUCACUCUGUACAGAAUAAAUACGCCAUCAGUAGGCUGACCUGGAA